AUGGAGACUUUUCAUCCAGGUGUCAGUGUUCUUAAUACACCGUCCAAUGUACAGCCUGGAGUUGAUACUGGCAAAUGGAUUUCUGUUUAUCAUUGGCCAACGGCCGGAUAUACAGUUUCCCCAUUACAUGAUACUGAUAUGAAAUGGGCUCUUCAUACAGGUAUACCAAUAACAAUACCAUCAACUAUAUCAUCACCAAUAUCUACUUCAAUACCAACAGCUAUAUCUACAUCAUUACCAUCGACUAUAUCAACAGCAAUACCACCAGCUAUGUCUACAACUAUAUCCACACCUUUUGGGCCAGAUACAACAAUACCUUCAACUGAUGCACAUGAUACAUAUGCUUAUUCUGUAUGGACACCAUCAACAAAUCAUUCGACAGUGCCAUCAACUGUACAAACAACAUCAGCUGUACAGGCUGUACAAGCUAUGCAAGCCGUCCAAACAGUUUGUACAUAUUCACCAGCACUAACGCAGUCAACACUAACGCAACCAACAUUAACAACAUUAGCAUCAUUAACACCGUCUUCACUAACGACGCCUACACUUUCAUCUGAAUGGACAUCUUUUGGACGCAAAGAAAAACCAGCAAAUCAUGGUACAGUAAGUAGUGGACCAAUUCCUGCUAAUCCAUUACGUAUUUAUAAAGAUCCAAAUGGCGUCGAUUGGAUUAGUUUUGCAUACAGUCGAGAACGUAUUCGUACAGAAUAUACCAUCCGUGGUGAUGUUGAAACAGUUGAUCUUGAUACGCUUCCUGAAGAAUUUAAACAACAAAAUUGUGUAAGUAAAAUGCAAAAAAUAUUAAGGAGAAAUGGAAAUAUUAUUUACCCACGUGCGCGUGUACCACCAGAACAAUAUACAGGUACACGACAUCGCUAUGAGACAGAAUGUAAUUCAAUCGGAUGGGCACUUUCAAAAUUAAAUCCAUGCUUACGCAAUAAACGUGGGUUAAUUCAGCGUGCAGUUGAUUCAUGGCGCAAUAAAGAACCAAGUUUACGCAGUCGACGGAUUAGACGAAUGGUUGCACUUAAUGACUUACAUUGCACACAGGAAAAUAACAUAAUACAUGAAAAUGCAAAUACAUUAAGUGCAUUGGAUACAUCAGUUGUAUGUAUGUCAUCAAACACGUCACCAUUACCACCGCAGUUUCGGCAAGUUACUUCAUGUAAUGUGAUGACAAACACGUUACACGGACUACAUGAGAUUGGAAAAAAGACAGGGAAAUCAGAAAAUACAGAAGAAGCAGUAUUGAAAAGACCAAAAUAUAUUCUUUUAGACGACAAUAGAAAAGGAACACGUGUACGAGUACGUGUUAGUCUAGAUGAAGUAAGUUUAGAAGAAAUUCCAGACGCAUUUCGACGAGAUCAUUGUGUGUUUCCACGAAGGUUUGUAUCAAUACAUGCAUCAUACGGAGAAUCAGAAAUAGAAUAUGAACAAACAGAAGAAAUAAAAAAAGAACAAGCAAUAAAUGAAAUAGGAUGGAAACUUGCUUGGCUUAAUAUGCGGUUAUUUGCAAAUCGACCAAGUUUUUUACAGCGUGCAGUCGAUGCGUAUAGAAAUAAGAUUGAGCUAAUUACAUGUGAAGAAAAAUGGGGAACACGCAAAGGACGAAAAGCAUGGCUUAACAAAACAAAUUAA
Molecule: messenger RNA, 1638 nt
Organism: Pneumocystis jirovecii RU7
Lineage: Eukaryota; Fungi; Ascomycota; Pneumocystomycetes; Pneumocystales; Pneumocystaceae
Exons: 2
Coding region: 1-1638 (545 amino acids)
Source: RefSeq, a predicted model, not a curated record